Messenger RNA from Pezoporus flaviventris, 794 nucleotides. RefSeq names its product dynein light chain Tctex-type 1 (gene DYNLT1). The transcript is spliced from 5 exons. The record is from RefSeq and is a predicted model, not a curated record. Gene Ontology annotation, cellular component: cytoplasm; cytoplasmic dynein complex. Bases 100 to 441 code for a protein of 113 amino acids. Gene Ontology annotation, biological process: microtubule-based movement. NCBI's taxonomy places the organism in Eukaryota, Metazoa, Chordata, Aves, Psittaciformes, Psittacidae. Gene Ontology annotation, molecular function: dynein intermediate chain binding.
CGGAGUCGGUGGGAGGCGCAGCGCGAGUAGCGGCCGGCGCGGGGAGUGCAGCGGUGAGGGGGUGGUGUCGGUUGCGGCGUGAGGGGCUUCACCGGGAAGAUGGACGAGUUCCAGCCGGCGGAGGAGACUUCCUUUGUUGUCGAUGAAGUCAGUGCCAUCAUUAAAGAGGCCAUAGAAAGUGCAAUAGGUGGCAAUACUUACCAGCACAGCAAGGUGAACCAGUGGACAACCAGUGUGGUAGAGCAAACGCUGAGCCAACUCACAAAGCUGGGGAAGCCUUUCAAGUAUAUUGUGACCUGUGUGAUUAUGCAAAAAAAUGGUGCUGGGCUACAUACAGCAAGCUCUUGCUUCUGGGACAACUCCAGUGAUGGGACCUGCACUGUGAGAUGGGAGAAUAAGACUGUGUACUGUAUUGUCAGUGCCUUUGGACUUGCAAUCUGAUUGCCUUGGAAUCUAUUCACCCUUCUCUUUUCUACUCCAGCACCUAAGUCCACCUCUACUCAAACUGUGAAUACACUGAACAACUUCUGGUUUUAAUGUACUUUUUUAGUAACUUUUUUUCAAAAGUAGAAGCGUAAAAACAUGCUGUUACAUGGUUUAUGUUUGUUCUUAGUAUUGUAGCAGUGUUGCCACACUGUCUUAACACUUCAAGAACUUCUCUUCAAGGUGCUAGUACUGAAAUCUGCUGCAGUGCACACACUUUCUCUAGAUUUCUUUUUUAAGACCAAUCUAAACGAGACACUGAUUUUCAUACUUUGUACUUUUGGUUAGCAUUAAAUUAUUGAAAUUCAUAA